AUGCGUUUCCUGGCCAUUAGUCUUUUAGUUGCCGUUUCGACAGGACUUGCUCAAGCUGCUCGUGUUGUCUACGAUCUUAAUAUUACAUAUACUACCGCUAAUCCUGAUAAUCUCUUUGAACGUAGAGUUGUUGGUGUCAACGGAAAAUGGCCACCACCUUCUAUUGAAGCUAAUAUACAUGAUACUUUAGUUAUGAAUGUCCAUAAUCAAUUAGACACAUAUACUGCCCUACAUACUCAUGGUAUGUUUCAAAAUAAUACUGGUUGGAUGGAUGGCCCUAUUGGUGUUACUCAAUGUCCUAUUCCUCCUGGUUCUAAACUUACCUAUGAAUUUGAACUUACACAACAUGGUUCUUACUGGAUUCACUCACAUUAUAGGGGUCAAUAUAUGGAUGGUCUUCGUAUGCCAUUUGUUAUUCACAAUACUAAUGAAACAUAUAAAUAUGAUCAUGAUAUAACUAUUCCUUUCCAAGAUUGGUAUCACGAUGAAAGUGAAGUCGGAAUUGCUACAUUUAUGAGUGAAUGGAAUCCUACUGGUGCUGAGCCUGUCCCUCAGUCUGGUUUUUUAUUUAAUAGUGUCAAUGAUAGUCUUUCUUUUGAACCAGGAAAAACUUAUCGUCUUCGUUUGAUUAAUAUGUCUGGUUUCUCUAUGUUUUACUUUAGUAUUGAUGGUCAUGAUAUGGAAGUAAUUGAACUUGAUGGUGUCGAAACCGAACGUCAUACUGUAAAGUCUGUCUUUUUAACCGCUGCUCAACGUAUCUCUGUACUUGUUACUGCCAAAAACACUACUGAUACUAACUAUUAUAUGCAUGCUGACAUGAAUACAGAUAUGUUUGAUAUUCUUCCUGAUGAUCUUCUCUAUAAUCUUACUAUUCCACUUUAUUAUAACAAGAAUAGCAACACAUUUGCCCCUAGUGAAGAUGUAGGUAUGGCUAGUACAUUUGAUGAGAUGGCUCUCAUUCCUAAGCAAAUCGAACGUGCUGAACUCUAUGAUCAGCUGGUCAAUUUGACUUUUGAUUUCCAAGUCACCACUGAUGGUAUUAACCGAGGCAUGUUCAACGAAAUCCCUUAUCUUUCUCCCAAGGUCCCCACUCUCAACACCAUGCUUACCUCAGGUAAUCUCUCUACUGAUGUAUCCAUUUAUGGUCCUCAAUCAAUGGCCUAUAUCUUGGAUCAUAUGAAUAUGGUUCAAGUUGUUGUGAAUAACCUUGAUGCUGGUGCUCAUCCUUUCCAUCUUCAUGGUCACAUAUUCCAAAUGGUGGGUCGUGGUCCAGGUGUAUACACGGGUGAUGAUAGUGUUGUUGAAUGGUUCCUUGAUAAUCCUUCUCGACGAGAUACUAUUCUUGUCCCAGCUGAAACAUUCGUAUUGAUUCGUUUUAGAGCCGAUAAUCCUGGUGCUUGGUUCUUCCAUUGUCAUAUCGAAUGGCAUUUGGAAACGGGUCUCGCUGCUACCUUUAUUGAAGCUCCUGAUGUUGCCCAACAACGUAUGAAAUUACCUCAAGCCUUUAAGGAUAUUUGCACUACAGGCAAUAAUCCUUAUCGAGGUAAUGCUGCUGCUAAAGAAGGAUUAGAUCUUGAGGGUGUACCCGAUGGCAUUCGUAUGAUCUAUGAUGGUUUUACUCCUAAAGGUGUAGGUGCUAUGGCUGGUUGUGUUAUUUCUGCUUUACUUGGUAUGACUGCCAUUGUUUUAUAUUCUCGUCUUGAUCCUUUUAAGGAAGCUCGUGCUAUUGCUGCUACUAAAGCUAGCAAGUUCUAA
Cokeromyces recurvatus is the source of this 1755-nucleotide messenger RNA. RefSeq names its product multicopper oxidase-domain-containing protein. Gene Ontology annotation, cellular component: high-affinity iron permease complex. Gene Ontology annotation, biological process: cellular response to iron ion starvation; reductive iron assimilation. NCBI's taxonomy places the organism in Eukaryota, Fungi, Mucoromycota, Mucoromycetes, Mucorales, Mucoraceae. The record is from RefSeq and is a predicted model, not a curated record. The transcript is spliced from 5 exons. Gene Ontology annotation, molecular function: ferroxidase activity; copper ion binding. The coding region runs from base 1 to 1755 and encodes 584 amino acids.